AUGCUGCUGCUCAGCCUGACCCUAAGCCUGGUUCUCCUCGGUUCCUCCUGGGGAGGCAUAGGAAGCAGGUCCUCAUUAGCCCAAUGGCCAGGCUGCAGUGUUCCUGCCAUCAAACCAGCCCUGAGCUUCAGCCAGAGGAUUGUCAACGGGGAGAAUGCAGUGCCAGGUUCCUGGCCCUGGCAGGUGUCCCUGCAGGACAGCAGCGGCUUCCACUUCUGCGGUGGUUCUCUCAUCAGCCAGUCCUGGGUGGUCACUGCUGCCCACUGCAAUGUCAGCCCUGGCCGCCACUUUGUUGUCCUGGGCGAGCAUGACCUAUCGUCGAACGCUGAGCCCUUGCAGGUUCUGUCCAUCUCUCGGGCCAUUACACACCCUAGCUGGAACCCUAUCCCCAUGAACAAUGAUGUGACGCUGCUGAAGCUCGCCUCACCAGCCCAGUACACAACACGCAUCUCGCCAGUUUGCCUGGCAUCCUCAAACGAGGCUCUGACUGAAGGCCUCACAUGUGUCACCACUGGCUGGGGUCGCCUCAGUGGCGUGGGCAAUGUGACACCAGCACGUCUGCAGCAGGUGGCUUUGCCCCUGGUCACUGUGAAUCAGUGCCAGCAGUACUGGGGCUCAGAUAUCACUGACUCCAUGAUCUGUGCAGGUGGAGGUGCUUCCUCGUGCCAGGGUGACUCCGGAGGCCCUGUCUGCCAGAAGGGAAACACGGGGGUGCUUAUUGGUACUCUCUCCUGGGGUACCAAAAACUGCAAUGUGCGCGCACCUGCCAUGUAUACUCGAGUUAGCAAGUUCAGCGCCUGGAUCAACCAGGUCAUUGCCUACAACUGAGCCCACCACAGGCCCCUCCCCAGCUCAACCCAUUAAAGACCCAGGCCCUGUCCCAUCAUGCAUUUGUGUCUGUCUUCCUGGCUCAGGAGAAAGCAGAGGCUGUUGAGGGUUCGACUCCCUACUUGGACUUCUGGCAUGGACGGGGCUGAGUGGCUCCUUGAGUAGCAGUGGCUCUUCCUAGAGUAAUCAUGCCCAGGCCGGGGACCCCACCCCUCCUCCAGGGCAACCCCUUGGUCCUACAGCAAGAAGCCAGAGCUGCUGGAAUGAAUGGCAGCCCUCCCUGGAGAGGCAGCCUGUUUACUGAAUACAGAGGAUACGUUUACAAACUGAAUACGCAUAAUAAAUAACUGCACAUUCUCCA
Molecule: messenger RNA, 1189 nt
Organism: Piliocolobus tephrosceles (Ugandan red Colobus)
Lineage: Eukaryota; Metazoa; Chordata; Mammalia; Primates; Cercopithecidae
Gene: CTRL
Product: chymotrypsin like
Biological process (GO): proteolysis
Molecular function (GO): serine-type endopeptidase activity
Source: RefSeq, a predicted model, not a curated record